This is a messenger RNA of Cryptococcus amylolentus CBS 6039, 789 nucleotides long. RefSeq lists its product as hypothetical. The record is from RefSeq and is a predicted model, not a curated record. The transcript has 5 exons. Bases 1 to 789 code for a protein of 262 amino acids. Gene Ontology annotation, cellular component: TRAPPIII protein complex; TRAPPII protein complex; TRAPPI protein complex. Gene Ontology annotation, biological process: endoplasmic reticulum to Golgi vesicle-mediated transport. NCBI's taxonomy places the organism in Eukaryota, Fungi, Basidiomycota, Tremellomycetes, Tremellales, Cryptococcaceae.
AUGGCCUACAACGCGCCCCCUUCAGCCAGCUCGCGCUUCUCCCUCUCCUCCCUCCCCUCCCCCAGCCCCUCCCUCUACUCCCACUCCCACUCCCCCUCCGCCUCCACCCUCGCCGCCGCAAACCAGAACCGCCGCGAGUCCGCCAGAGCAUCCCAGCCCUCCUCGCUCCAGCAGCAGCUCUUCGGGAGCAGCACUCCGGCCCCACUGGGCCCCCAAAAUAUCCAAGAUCGUCCCCUGGGCAAGUCAAAGCUUGCAGAAGUAAGCCUCGGUGCAUGGUCAUUCCUAUUCGCCGAGGUCGUGGCAUACAGCCAGAGCAGAGUGGAUAGCGUGUCUGAUCUGGAAGCGAGAUUGUCGUCACUAGGCUACGAUGCAGGACAGAGGAUACUCCCGCUUCUGCUCUUACGCAACACCCAGUCGUCAGGCAUCAAGGAGCCCAAGAGGGAGCACCGCCUCAUCCCCAUACUCCAAUUCAUCCAUACGCAGGUGUACCGCUAUUGCUUUGGCAAGCCCGCAGACGGUCUGGAACGCAGCGUAGAGGAAGAGAACGAGUACAUGAUCACGUUAAAUCAGCCACCAUUAACUCAAUUCAUAUCUGUGCCGAAAGACAUGUCACAGCUCAGCUGCGAGGCGUUCACCGCCGGCAUCGUCGAAGGCGUGCUCGACGGUCUGGAAGUGCCGGCUCGCGUAACAGCUCAUACGGUACCAACAGACCAGUUUCCUCAGCGCACGGUGAUCCUCAUCAAGUUGGACCAAAAGGUGAUGGACAGGGAGGAGGCGUUGGGCAAAUAG